GAGCCAGCCACGCGCAGGCGAGAUGCGGGCACACCAGGGAGGAAGAGCCCAGCCCCUGCAGGGGCUGCCAAGCUGUUGAGUGUCCGAGUCAGGGAACGCGCUCCGAACUCAGGCUCCUCUGCGAGCCGGCUCCAUUCCCGGCAGGAGAGCCCCGCCCCGCGCCCGGCCAGGCAGGGAGGCGGGCCCGGCCCGGCCCGGCGGAGCGGUGCUGAAGUUGCUCGGGAUGGUGGAAGUUCCGCGGCCGGGGGAGGCCAGGGCUGCGGGCGGCAUGCAGCCGGCCGCGGGGGCAUAGCGAGCGCCCCGGCCAGCCCAGCGCGGGCUCUCUGGCGGCGGCCCUACAGCCCGAGCCGCGGGACCUUCUGCGCAGGUAAUGGCCUGCGCCCUGUUGCUGCUUCUGGCCUGUGGCUUGCUGGGUCAGUGCCAGCAGGAGCCCCAGACCCCGGACUGGAGGAUGACCCUCAAGACCAUCCGGAACGGGGUGCACAAGAUAGACAUGUAUCUGAACGCGGCUCUGGAUCUCCUGGGAGGAGAGGACGGCCUGUGUCUGUAUAAAUGCAGCGACGGGUCGAAGCCUCUUCCACGUUAUGGGUAUAAGCUUUCACCACCAAAUGGAUGCGGAUCGCCGCUAUUUGGAGUUCAUUUUGACAUUGGUAUCCCUUCGAUGACAAAGUGCUGUAAUCAACAUGACAGAUGCUAUGAUACCUGUGGCAAUAGAAAAAAUGAUUGUGAUGAACAGUUUCAGUAUUGUCUCUCCAAGAUCUGCAGGGAAGUACAGAAAACAUUAGGAAUAUCAGAGAGUGUACAGGGGCAAAUCCAGGUGGAUAGUGGGCCUGCUUUAAAUACCAAAGGUGGAGACCAAAACGUCACAGAAACAGAUGCCUUUGAGAGAAGCCAACCAUUUGAUCCAGCAGCACAAUACAAAAUGAACCACAAGCGAAGAGGGGUUGCUUUAAUCUUCAAUCAUGAGCAGUUUUACUGGCACUUAACACUGCCAGAUAGACGUGGCACACUUGCAGACAGAGACAAUCUGAAACGCAGUUUGACAGAGCUUGGAUUUGAAGUCAGAUGCUUUGAUGACCUUAAAGCAGAAGAGGUGAUACGGAACAUUUAUGAAGCGUCAAUGGACAACCACAGUGAUGCUGACUGCUUUGUGUGUGUGUUCCUGAGCCAUGGUGAAGAUAAUCACGUUUACGCCUAUGAUGCUAAAAUAAAAGUUCAGACAAUGACAAACAUGUUCAAAGGAGACAAAUGCCCAAGUCUAGUAGGAAAGCCUAAAAUAUUUAUAAUUCAGGCCUGUCGAGGAGAUCAACACGAUGACCCAGUCAUUGUUCACGAUGCAGUGGACAGUACUGUAGACAAGUCCAAGGUCAAUGAAACUGAAGUGGAUGCUGCGGCUAUAUAUACUUUACCUGCUGGUGCAGACUUUCUAAUGUGCUACUCGGUUGCAGAAGGUUACUAUUCUCAUCGUGAAACUCUAAAUGGCACCUGGUAUAUUCAAGACUUGUGUGAGAUGAUAAGAAAGUAUGGUUCUUCCUUGGAAUUCACAGAACUUCUCACUCUGGUUAACAGGAAAGUAUCUCUUCGCAGAGUGGAUAUGUGCAGAGACAUGAGUGCAAUAGGAAAGAAGCAGAUUCCUUGUUUUGCCUCAAUGCUGACUAAAAAAUUGCACUUCACUCAAAAAUCAAAGUAGAUAUGCCCAUCUGUGAGAAUGGCAUCUUAUUCAGAUUCACUCCAAAAAUGGAAAAUAUCUUCAUCACUUAAUCUUGUAGUCUAGAAGAUCACUGAGUGAAGGGGUUGUUCUCUUGUUCAGUAGUUUAUAACAUGAUUUUCAAUGUAGCUAGAGAACUGCACAGUUAUUCACAUCAUGCAUUUUCCUUAACAGGACUAUUUUCAAAAAUGCUGGGAUCAAAUUUCAGGAGCCAUAAUUUAAAUACUUUUAAAAAACCUUUCUAUAUUAGAAAUUAUUGCUUUGUUAUAAUAAAUCAGCAUUGCAGCAACAGCAGUCUCAGGGAAUUUUGGGAGAAAUAAUUGUAACACUGAUUUCUGUGUAAUAAAAAUUGCAAGGUGCUCAGAUCCUAUGGUAAUGAGGGUCAUAUAUGUCCUAAGAAAGAAAACACUUUUUAACCAAUUUUUUAAAAUGUUCUGACUUGCACUUGAAUGACACCUUGUCUACUUUCUAACUGCAUUCUAGCAUUUUGUAACUUUUUUUCACAAAUUUUUAAAACUGCAUUAGACUAUAAAAGCUUUUUUUUGUUUUUGCACUGACAUUAAUUUAUGAGGAGUGCAACUAAGGUAUGUUUGUAAUUUUUCUGUAUCUUAAAAAUAUUUAACACCUACAACGCAUUAAAAAUGUGCAAUGUGUGUUUCACUCCAA
This is a messenger RNA of Malaclemys terrapin pileata, 2374 nucleotides long. It is a transcript of the gene PLA2G12A, whose product is annotated as phospholipase A2 group XIIA. The coding region runs from base 371 to 1690 and encodes 439 amino acids. Gene Ontology annotation, molecular function: A2-type glycerophospholipase activity; calcium ion binding. Gene Ontology annotation, biological process: proteolysis; arachidonate secretion; lipid catabolic process. The record is from RefSeq and is a predicted model, not a curated record. Lineage: Eukaryota; Metazoa; Chordata; Testudines; Emydidae. Gene Ontology annotation, cellular component: extracellular region; cytoplasm. The transcript has 10 exons.